This is a messenger RNA of Paralichthys olivaceus (Japanese flounder), 2350 nucleotides long. NCBI's taxonomy places the organism in Eukaryota, Metazoa, Chordata, Actinopteri, Pleuronectiformes, Paralichthyidae. The record is from RefSeq and is a predicted model, not a curated record.
CCCUCUGGCUGUGAAGUCGGAGAAGUUACUUACUACCUACUACCACACUGAGAAUGACGACGAGAACCCCUUCAUCUGCUCUCAGCGCCGGGACAAUGGCAUGAGGGACUGCAGCACGGUGCCUAAGCUCUAUGAGGGAGGCCUGCAGUGCAACCUGGACAUGGACUUCUACAACAGCACCGACAACACCUCUUGCGUCAACUGGAACCAGUACUACACCAACUGCUCUGCUGGUAACUGCAACCCUUUCAAGGGAGCCAUCAACUUUGACAACAUCUGCUACGCCUGGAUUGCCAUCUUUCAGGUGAUCACUCUGGAGGGCUGGGUGGACAUCAUGUACUUUGUGAUGGAUGCUCACUCCUUCUACAACUUUAUCUACUUCAUCCUGCUCAUCAUUAUUGGCUCAUUCUUCAUGAUCAAUCUGUGCCUGGUGGUCAUUGCCACUCAGUUCUCCGAGACCAAGCAGCGGGAGAGCCAGCUGAUGAAGGAGCAGCGGGUGCGCUUCCUGUCCAACGCCAGCACUCUGGCCUCCCUCUCCGAGCCAGGCUCCUGCUAUGAUGAGCUCCUCAAGUACCUGGUUCACAUCAUCCGCAAAGGGGCCAAACAAGUGGCCCAUGUCUGCAGGCUCUUGGCUCGCCGUGCUGGGCUCAACAUAGCCGCCUCGCCCCCAGCCACGGAGCCUCAACGUAGUCAGCGGAGGAGGAGAAAGUCCUCCAGGCAGGGAUCUGUGUCUAUUCAUCACAUGAUGCACCAUCAUCACCACCACCACCACCACUACCACCUGAGAAAUGGCAGUGUGAGGGGAGGAGGGAGCCUCCACUGUAUGGAGGGUAGGGAUGUGGAAGCUGGAGCUCAUAAUAACAACGGAGGGGCUCUUGUUGCAACAACUGGCAGCGGACAUCUUGCUUUGGUGUCCCCAUCUACUGUGACAGCAGCCACCUCUGAUUCAAACCUAGCCACUUCGUCCAACCCUGCUGUAGGUGCUGCCGAUUCAGCUUCAGUGCGCAGUGUAUCCAACGUGGAAACUCUUGGCUGCACCCCAUCGCCCGCACCAACUCCGAGCUCCUUCACCUUGGCCCCUGCUCCUGCAUCAAGGGCCAUGAAAAGGAACUCUGUGCCCUUCGCUGCACCAGGUCCUAAAAACUAUCCCACCCUACAGGCCCGGGCCCUAGCAGAGUCUAGACGAGGAAGUGUUGCAGCCAGCACUCUGACAAACAUCAGCUUCAACCUCAAUAUCCCACCCAUGCCCCUGGGGAGACGGCCAUCGACUCUGGUGGACACACAAAACCCCACAGCCCAGCUCUCCUGCCAGCUGUCAGCUCGUGACCUCAGCACCAUGGACACGGCCGCUUUGACAUUGGACCCCGAGAGCUGCCCCUACUGCGCCAAGGCUCUGGCCCACGAAUCGGAGGGCGGCAUCGACACAGCAGGCGACUCGGACAGCGAGGGCGUAUACGAGUUCACCCAGGACCUCCACCUCAGGGACAGGAGAGACAGCCGUCAGCCCAAAAAGAAGCAGUGCAGGCUGGGCAAAACGGCAGCAAAGGUCGUUCACUUCUGGAGGCUGGUGUGUGACACGUUCAGGAAGAUCGUGGACAGCAAGUAUUUCGGACGUGGGAUUAUGAUCGCCAUUCUGAUCAAUACUCUGAGUAUGGGGAUCGAGUACCAUGAGCAGCCUGAUGAGUUGACCAAUGCGUUGGAGAUCAGCAACAUCGUGUUCACCAGCCUCUUCGCUUUGGAGAUGCUGUUGAAGGUUUUGGUCUAUGGGCCCUUUGGCUACAUCAAGAACCCCUACAAUAUCUUCGAUGGCAUCAUUGUGGUCAUCAGUGUGUGGGAGAUUGUGGGUCAGCAGGGCGGCGGCCUGUCGGUGCUGAGGACGUUCCGGCUGAUGCGGGUGCUGAAGCUCGUGCGCUUCAUGCCGGCCCUGCAGAGACAGCUGGUGGUGCUGAUGAAGACUAUGGACAACGUGGCCACCUUCUGCAUGCUGCUCAUGCUCUUCAUCUUCAUUUUCAGUAUCCUGGGGAUGCAUCUGUUUGGUUGUAGAUUUGCGUUAGAGAGUGACAAGGACACACUGCCGGACAGGAAGAACUUUGAUUCUCUUCUCUGGGCCAUAGUUACGGUCUUCCAGAUCCUCACCCAGGAGGACUGGAACAAGGUGUUGUAUAACGGCAUGGCCUCCACCUCUCCAGUGGCUGCUCUUUACUUCAUCGCACUCAUGACCUUUGGAAACUACGUCCUCUUCAACUUACUGGUGGCCAUCCUAGUGGAGGGUUUCCAGACAGAGGAAGUGACCAAGCGGGAGGACUUGCAUGUCCAGCUGAGCCUCAUUCAGCUGCCUGUAGACUCGGGG